UAAGUCCAGCCUCUUGCUUGGGAAAAGCAAUUGUCCAUUGAACCGAACAUCAUGGCAGAAGUAGCUCCAGCUCCAGCUCCAGCGGCUAAAGCGACCAAGAAGAAGGCUCCCAAGCCCGCGAAGAAGAAGGUCGGACCCAGCGUCGGCGAGCUCAUCGUCAAGGCUGUGGCCGCGUCCAAGGAGCGCAAUGGCGUCUCUCUGGCCGCCCUCAAGAAGUCUCUGGUCGCCUCCGGUUACGACGUGGACAAGAACAAGUCCCGCGUCAGGACCGCCGUCGUGAACUUGGUCACCAAGGGCACUCUCGUCCAGACCAAGGGCACCGGCGCUUCUGGCUCCUUCAAGAUGAACAAGCAGGCCGAGGGGAAGGCGAAAGCGCCCGCCAAGGCUGCGGCCAAGAAGACCCCCAGCAAGCCCAAGAAGCCCGCCGUCAAAAAGGCAACAGCGAGCAAGAAGCCCAAAACGGCCGCAGCCAAGAAGACGAGCCCCAAGAAGGCCGCCAAGAAACCCGUCAAGGCUGCGACGCCCAAGAAAGCGGCCAAGAAGCCCACCAAGAGCCCCAAGAAGGCGGCGGCGGCGGCGGCGCCCAAAAAAGCCCCCGCGGCCAAGAAGGCUUCUGCUGCCAAGAGGAGUCCCGCAAAGAGGGUGGCCAAGCCCAAAAGUGUCAAGAAGGCAGCGCCGAAGAAGAAGUGAUUCAACGCUCCUCUCCACAAAAGGCUCUUUUAAGAGCCACCACAUUCCCAAAAAAGAGCAAUGGUAUUCGUCAUAAACUUAUUUUUACUAUGUCAGUCGCGUCAUGAAGUCGUGCUGACAGUGUCACUGAUCUUUGUCAAAACAAAUCUCUCCCAACAUUAUAAAUCAAUUAUUAUUGUUGCAAAAUAAAAUCAAAAAUAACCAUUUUUAUCAGCUCUUCAGCCCCCCAAUCAACGAGGAGUGGUUGUGCCAGCGGUUUCUGCCAUAUGAGCAAUGAUGACGAGGAAAGUAUUUUUUUUGGGG
Messenger RNA from Phyllopteryx taeniolatus (common seadragon), 993 nucleotides. RefSeq names its product histone H1-like. Gene Ontology annotation, cellular component: nucleosome. Bases 52 to 690 code for a protein of 212 amino acids. Gene Ontology annotation, molecular function: structural constituent of chromatin; DNA binding. The transcript has a single exon. Lineage: Eukaryota; Metazoa; Chordata; Actinopteri; Syngnathiformes; Syngnathidae. Gene Ontology annotation, biological process: nucleosome assembly. The record is from RefSeq and is a predicted model, not a curated record.